Molecule: messenger RNA, 2721 nt
Organism: Zychaea mexicana
Lineage: Eukaryota; Fungi; Mucoromycota; Mucoromycetes; Mucorales; Lichtheimiaceae
Exons: 2
Coding region: 1-2721 (906 amino acids)
Biological process (GO): protein phosphorylation; intracellular signal transduction
Cellular component (GO): cell cortex
Molecular function (GO): protein serine/threonine kinase activity; ATP binding
Source: RefSeq, a predicted model, not a curated record
AUGUCAACCUCGUGCGGCUCGCCUUGUUACGCAGCACCCGAACUGGUCAUCAGCGAAGGUCUCUAUGUCGGUUCAGCCGUCGACAUUUGGUCGUGUGGCGUGAUCUUGUAUGCCAUGCUCUGCGGCUAUCUCCCCUUUGACGACGACCCUGCGAAUCCGGAUGGCGACAAUAUCAACCUGCUCUACAAGUACAUUUUGAAUACCGAGCUUGCAUUCCCGGAUUAUGUGAGUGCAGAUGCCCGUGACCUGUUGCGGAAAAUGCUGGUACCCGAUCCAGCAAAACGAUGCACUAUGCACGCUAUUAUGGGGCAUCCGUGGCUCAGGCCUCAUCGCGCCUUGUUUGAAAAGUCUCUCGGUGAUUUGGAGUUGGAUGCCUUGGCUUCGGCUGAAUUACCUUUGCCGCGUCGUGGGCCGGAUGAACAAGAGCCUGUCGUCGUCGAUAGACAUCAUACACCGCCGAAAUCGAAAUCGCCGCCAGCAGAAGAAGAAGCUGCAGUUGCACCAGGUCAACAGCAACCCGAUCAGGAAACAGUAGCAGUGGUGCCAUCCUCGCCUAGAUAUGAUCAACAACAACAACAACAACAAGAUGAGCAAAUGGUGCCACAGGACGAUGUUGACAGGAUGGAUAUUGAUACCGUACCUGAAGAAUCAGCUCCACCACCACAAGCAACGAAGGGUGCUGGUGAAAAUAACUUUGACGAUAAAAUGCUGCCCAAGAUUGAGGAGCAACAAAAAGAGGAUGAAAAAGAUGCAAGCCAAGAUCAGACUGAGAAGGAUCAAGAUGAUGCUACGAAUACAGCAGAAACAGAAAAACCAACACCGCUUGCCCAAGUUGAUACUGCAGCACGUGAUAUUUCAUCCAUGGAGCUACCAGCCUCCGCCCAUACGGAAUCCAUGAGCACCACCACAGCUGAGGACAAAGAAAUGACAGACGUUGCGACUACGACGAGUGCGAAUGCUGCUGCCGCUGCCGCUGCUGUUGCAGCUGAGUCACCUCAACCCACGCGGACAACUAGCAAAAAGGUACAUCAGCGUGGUACAGAAAUGAUCAAGAACCUUCUAUCAGUCUCGAAAGCAUCCUCGAGUUCGACAUCGCGACCCAACAGCACCAGCAGUAGUCGACGACCAUUCUCGAUGCAAGCCGAACCGCCACGAUCUACACCGCAGCCGGGUAACUCGAUUCUGCAUGCCAAGUUCUUAUCGAGUGUGCAGCGACAUCAAGUGGCCACACCAACAGCUUCUUCACCGCCACCACCACCCAAAUCGUCGUCUGGAAGCAGUGAUUCGCCUUUGGUAAGCAUGAGUACACCGAAUGGUAUGAUGGCGAUGGCCAUGGAUAAACCGUUGCCACAACGACCUCAAGAGCCAUCACGUACGAGCAUGUACCAACAUCGACCUACGCCGCCAGCGUCGGCUGCUGCUGCACCUACACAAUCGACAAGCACACGAGGCACGCGACGCAAGGCUCUUAGUUUGCUUGUGAAUCCAAUGACCAAUCAAGAUGGUGACAGACGAACGAUUUCCUUUACGACCCGACGACCGUCAAGCCGACCUCAGCAACAGUCAGCACCGCCAGCAGGUCGCCAACAACAACAACAACAACAAGACCCACCUUCGUCGCCACGUCCGGACGUCAAAUUCGUAGUUACCAAGGAAGAGCCACGUCCUCAAUCGACAGUUUCUAUGGCACCUUCGGCAUCGGAUCAGAGUACCACGCGAAUGCCACCGAGUCCAACGUCACCUGAUACCAUGAGCCGAGAAUACAAGCACAAGAGUGCUGGCAAGAAGCUGAUGGAUUGGUUCAAGAAGAAACCAUUGAGUACCAAAGACAACAAUAAUCGAUUGCACGCUGAUAUGAUCUCGAAUACCAAUGCAUCAUGUGGCACAUCCACUUUAAGCAAGCCGCUCGGAUCUUAUGCAGUUGACUUCAAGGAUGCGAAACUACGUACAUACCAUGGCGCAGUUGAUCAGAACGCACUCACUUCUCGUCCACCCCAAGAAGUGUUGGUCGAAGUCAAACAAACGCUUAUAUCGAUGGGUAUUGACGUCAAGGAUGAUGGUGAAUAUAAACUCAAAUGUGUUCGUCGAAGGCGUCGAUCGUUGCAACAGCAAGGCGCAACACCACCACAUCAUUACCAUCGACAACAACAACAACAACAACAACAACAAGCGAACAAUGUCCCUUCACCCUCACCAUCAUCACAAUUAAAUGAUUAUCACAAGAAACGACGCAUGACAUCUUCGGGCCCACGAUUCCGUAACUUACUACGACGUACAAGCAACGCUGAAGUUCUUGCAAACAAUGCCGAAGAAGAACCAGCAGGAACGACGACGAAUAGUAUUAUCUAUGGCGAUCCAGUAGUCGAUCCAGGAGAAGAAGUUCGAUUCAGUAUGGAAGUGUGCAAGAUCAAGAAUUUGCCUGGUCUCUACAUUGUCGAUAUUCGUCGUAUGCGUGGCAAUGUGUGGUCAUACAAGUUUUUGUACCAUGCCGUGUUGGGUGCCUUGGACUUGGGUGGUAAAGGGGGUUACAUGUCGACUCGCGCGCCGUCUACUACUACUACUACUACUAACAACGCAAACGAAAAGUUGCUUCGACCUCCACAACAACAGCAACAACAACAGGAUGACAAAGCACAUCGUAUCAGCAUGGCAAGUAGCAGCAACAACAGUAGCUGUGUCAUGGACGAUACCAUAUCUGAAGAAAAGGCGAGCAUGUCUUGA